AUGAGAGGGGAGAAGGGAGCAGGGGCAGCCCUGGAGGCGCGGGGGGGCCCGCCUGAGGUAACGCCAGUUCGCGGCCCCGGGCAGCCGCCGCGCGGCGCCUCCCGCCGGACGGCCCUGGGGCUGCAGGCGGGGCGGGGCGGGGACGGGCCGGAGUCGGGCUUCCCCUCACCUUUCCCGGCCGGGAGCCGCCCCCGAAGGGCUGGGCCAGCGGCGGCGGGAGGACGCCCGGAGCUGGUCCGCGGCUCCCCGGAGCAGCGCGGCUCCGGCACUGCCUCAGUCAUGUCCUCCAGCUCCCCUCCGGGUGAGAAGAAAAGCCGCAGCCUGGGCCGGCUGUCGCUGCCCAGGAAGGGCAGCAUGACGCCCGGUAAGAAGCCCUCGUCGCUAGAGCUGGCCGAGAGCACCCCGAACGCCCACUACGCUCCGCUCCCCGACGGCCAGGGCGGGCAGCAGCCGGCGGGCAGCAGCCCGGUGCCCUCUCGGGAGCGGCCGCCGCGGCUGAGGAGCGAGGUGGUGGUAGUGAGCGCCGACAGCCCGCGGCCCCCUGUCAGCCUCGACCCCCGCGUCUCCAUCUACAGCCUCCGCAAGCCGUUGCUGAGCCGCAGCAACAUCCAGGGCAGGGUCUACAACUUCUUGGAGCGGCCCACGGGCUGGAAGUGCUUCGUCUACCACUUCACCGUUUUCCUUAUUGUGCUGAUAUGCCUUAUCUUCAGUGUGCUUUCGACAAUUGAACAGUAUGCAGCUCUUGCUACGGGGACGUUAUUUUGGAUGGAAAUUGUAUUAGUGGUAUUCUUUGGAACAGAAUACGUGGUUCGGUUAUGGUCAGCAGGAUGCCGCAGUAAAUAUGUCGGAAUAUGGGGAAGGCUCCGUUUUGCUAGGAAGCCUAUUUCAAUCAUUGAUUUAAUUGUAGUUGUUGCUUCCAUGAUAGUUCUGUGUGUGGGCUCUAAAGGUCAAGUCUUUGCAACCUCAGCUAUCAGGGGCAUCCGUUUCCUGCAGAUUUUACGAAUGCUGCAUGUUGACCGUCAGGGUGGUACAUGGAGGCUUCUGGGAUCAGUCGUGUUCAUACACAGACAAGAACUGAUAACUACACUCUACAUUGGAUUUCUGGGCCUGAUUUUUUCCUCUUAUUUUGUGUACCUGGCUGAAAAAGAUGCUGUAAAUGAUUCUGGAGAAACAGAGUUUGGCAGCUAUGCGGAUGCCCUGUGGUGGGGAGUGGUGACAGUUACAACUAUUGGCUACGGGGAUAAAGUGCCUCAGACCUGGAUUGGAAAGACCAUUGCAUCUUGUUUUUCAGUGUUCGCAAUUUCGUUUUUUGCACUACCUGCGGGAAUUCUUGGUUCAGGCUUUGCCCUAAAGGUACAGCAGAAACAAAGACAGAAGCAUUUCAACCGUCAAAUUCCAGCUGCUGCCUCUCUCAUACAGACUGCAUGGAGAUGCUAUGCAGCAGAAAACCCAGACUCUUCUACGUGGAAAAUAUACAUUCGAAAACCUGCCAGAAAUUAUCAUUUGCUGUCACCCAGUCCAAAACCGAAGAAAUCUGUGAUGGUUAAAAAGAAGAAAUUUAAGUUAGACAAGGACAAUGGGCCUUCUUCUCCAGAUAAGAUGCUAACUGUUCCACACAUCACUUAUGACCAUGUGCCUGAUGACAGGAAACCUGAUUUCAGUUUUGAUACAUACGAAAAUUCUGAUUGUCAGCGCUCCUGGCCAUCCUUUUCCACAGACCAGCAAUCUUCCAGCGCUCCUUCCUCUCCAGUGAAAAAAAGCCCGACGUUUUUAGAUGUGAACACAGGACCCUUCAUCAGGACCAACAGCUUUGCCGAUGAGCUUGACCUGGAGGGUGAAACUCUGUUGACCCCAAUAACUCACAUCUCACAGCUGCGAGAACAUCACCGUGCUGCGAUUAAGGUGAUUCGUAGGAUGCAGUAUUUUGUGGCAAAGAAAAAGUUCCAGCAAGCUAGAAAGCCCUAUGAUGUCCGAGAUGUUAUUGAGCAGUAUUCCCAGGGUCAUCUAAACCUGAUGGUGCGAAUCAAGGAGUUACAGAGGAGGUUGGACCAAUCCAUAGGAAAGCCAUCUCUUUUUAUCUCCGUCUCAGAAAAAAGCAAAGAUCGAGGGAAUAACACGAUUGGUGCCAGGCUGAACAGAGUGGAGGACAAGGUUACACAGAUGGACCAGAAACUGAACCUCAUUACAGAUAUGCUGCAUCAUCUGGUUUCCAGUCAGCAGGGGGAUCAAGGGAACAACAGAUCAUCUCAGAGAGGCAACAACGUUAAUUCAGAUCUCUUUCUCCCUAAUAACACCCUACCAACCUAUGAGCAACUGACUGUACCAAGAAGAAACGAAGAUGAUAUAUCCUGAUAUGGUAUAAGUCUGGAUUGGGCUCUUCCCACCUUUCUCCUUUAAAUGGGACUGAAUGCUGAGAAUCUGGAAGGAAUUAAGUUUAUCCGCUAUCCAACAAAGCACGUGACUGCUGUGUAUAUACACCACUAGUCUCAAACACACUCUUCUAAAAGCCGCUCGUAGUAGCGUAAGGAUUGCCAGGCUGUGUUCUACCAGGCAAAACUUACAGAAACCUCCACAUUGAUUUUGUUCGUCAACAAAAAUGAUCACAACUCAUUAUUGCUCCUAAAGACCAAAACAAUGUAAAGAGAGGCAAAAUUGCAAGGAUUUAGGGAUCCUUUAAUAAUAAUAAUAGUAAUAAUAAUAUUCUAAUAAUACUUGAACUUAGAUGGAAAAUGUGCAUUUUGUUUAUGAAUCUGCAGAUAGCAAUAUAUUUCUACUACUAAUGUUUUUAAAACAAAGUAGGAUAACUUAUGUUGUUUUUAUUGUAUAAACAUACCACUAACAUUCUAGAGAAUGACAAACCACAUGCUGAAUGAUUUUCUUUUGCUGUUUUAUUUUAACGUUGCUAUAUAAACAUUAUCAGAUAAUGACCAGAUUUUUUUAAUCUGUUUUUCUUCAGGGAGGAACUAAUCCUUAAUCUGGAACAAUACUAUUUAUAGUGGAAAGUACUAUAGGUUUUUUAAGAUAUCAGUUUUUCAUGGGGAGACUAUAAAGUAUUAUAUAGAAAAAAUGAUUCUGCUUUCUAGGAAAUUGUUGCCAAAGAAUUUAUAUAUAAAUAGAAAACAGAGUGGUCUGAAUGUACUUGUCCUGAAAUAACUUUUUAAAAAGAAGGCCCACUUCUUCUUAAAUCUACUCUUUUUUUUAGCUUACUCUAUCCAAAAAUAGUACAGCAGUCUGAAGUGACUGGACUUGCAGGUCAAGUGCUUUAGCUGAGCAUCCAUAAUUCUUGCAGGACUUGAGGCCCCAGUUCAGGAAAGCAUCUCUCAUCCAGACAGCAUACAUGACAAUUUGAAUAGUUUCCUGAAUAACAGCUUGAGAAAUUUGAUUCCCUUCCAGAGUCAUUUGGUAUUUAAAAGUGCUAGCUCUAAUGCAGAGGACACAGGGCCUCACCUACAAACCACGUUACCCCAUGUUAUAGUUGCAGUAAGAACAGCAGAGUUUGGCUUGGUGUGAUUUUGCACAUGCACAACCUGAGCAGGAUUGGAGAUUUGAUUACUAAGGCUGAAAUUCAACCCUCACAGAUAGCCAGCACCUGUACCAUACCCACCCUUCUUUGAAAGCAGAACAUUUUUAAGGUUGACAGUGUCAGAAAGCUGAGGAUGACAGCACAGCUAAUUAGUCCAGUGUGGUGAUGGUAGCCCAUACUGCGGGCAAAGGAAGGGGGAGACAUGGACAGGUUAAUCAGGUCUUGCACUCUGAGCAUCAUACACAUCUAGGGAACCUCACUGCAGAAACCGUACCGACAGUAGUCCCCUCCCAGCUGGGGACACCAGGUGCCAGCAACAGCUCUCUAAGCUUCACCAUGCAGGUGGAAAGGAAAGGAGCUGCAAUGAAAGCCUGCAGCGAGGAACCAGGGCUCCAUGCUGAACAAAUCUCUGCGGCAAGGCACAGCUCAUCAGAGCUUUGCGCUAUCCCAGCCUGCCUCGCAGGCAGGCACAGCCAGAUCUCCUGCCCCACCCCAGGGAUGUCUCGGCUGCUGCGACUUUAGCAAAGUGAGAAGUCUGUAACUUGUGUUUCAAUCUAGCAAUGGAUGUAAAAAUGUAAGAUUUCAGUGUUUGUUUGAAAGCAAGCAGACUUAAAAACCAACAACAAACUAUUGGAAAACUGAUGUCCUAAAGCAUCAUAAUUUUACACAGCAGUUCCCAUUAUAAACCUUUGUUUUAUAUACAAGCAGUCCAAAUUGAGAUUUCAGGGAACCAUCUCAUAGUACUGCUUAUAUGCUGGACUUUGUUUUAAACAUUUCAUCUGUUUCACUUGGACUGCAGAGAAAAGUAUACUGUAUUUAAUUAACUUCAUGUUAUAAUUAUCUGGUCUUGCUGCUGUACAAUAGAAAAAUGUUAAGGGUGUAGACAUUUACAGACAUAAACAGGAAUUGUACCUGGGCAUUAUGUUU
Cygnus atratus (black swan) is the source of this 4450-nucleotide messenger RNA. RefSeq names its product potassium voltage-gated channel subfamily Q member 1 (gene KCNQ1). Lineage: Eukaryota; Metazoa; Chordata; Aves; Anseriformes; Anatidae. Gene Ontology annotation, molecular function: voltage-gated potassium channel activity. Gene Ontology annotation, biological process: potassium ion transport; transmembrane transport. Gene Ontology annotation, cellular component: voltage-gated potassium channel complex; membrane. The record is from RefSeq and is a predicted model, not a curated record.